AUGCCUUUGCUCCGUUCUGAAUGGACUGCGUUUCUCUCGCAGAAUCCCACAGUCAGCCAUGACGAAGAGAGCAGAAACGAGCGUUUCCUCUCUUCCCCAGAAGGUCGUGUCCUUGCCGAACAAGUAUCAAGCUUUGACACGACUGUCCCAGCCAGGGACAAUCAUCGGAUCCCUAUUCGUAUCUACACUGCCAGAGACCGCUCAUCCGAUGCGAUUGUCAUAUUCUACCACUCUGGAGGCUUUGUGCAUGGCUCUCUGGACACGGAAGAUAGUGGACCCAGCACUGUCAUCAGCGUCGAGUAUCGGCUUAGCCCCGCGUAUCAGUAUCCUGUCCCGAUCAACGACGGAUGGGAUGCUUUUGAGUACAUAGUAACCAACCUCUCCACCCUCCUGCCGGAGCACGGCUCUUUGGUCAGGGUCGUAAUCAGUGGGACGUCAUCAGGCGGACAGCUCGCCGCCAUUGUCUCGCAGAAGGCGAGAGACUGGAUGCGAGAGCAGAAGAAGGUAACUGGCGUCACUCUCAGCGGAGUCCUCCUCCGCGCUCCGGUGACUGUACGUGGCACGGAUGCGGCUCUGAUCCCACCCUGUUUCAGGGAUUUGCACCAGUCGUGGACUGAGAAGCUGGAGACGGAGAAGCUUGACAGACAAGACAUGGCGGAGAAUCAUGAUCUACUUGGGGUCCCAAGUGCAGGGAGAACACACCCCGAGGCUUAUCCUCUCUGGGGCAGAUUUGACGGACUGCCAAAGACGUACGUCCAGAUCUGUGAUGUUGAUAUCCUCCGCGACGACGCAGUGUGCUAUGUGCGAGGUCUUCAGAACGCAGACAUUGAGGUGCGGGUCUCAUUCUACAAGUCGCUGCCACAUAUUUUCUGGGUUUAUGCGCCUCAAUUGGAGGUGUCGAGACAAGCGCAAGAAGAUUGUGUCAAUGGGUUGAGAUGGCUGCUCGGGCUGACUGAGUAG
Molecule: messenger RNA, 960 nt
Organism: Aspergillus udagawae
Lineage: Eukaryota; Fungi; Ascomycota; Eurotiomycetes; Eurotiales; Aspergillaceae
Product: putative lipase/esterase
Exons: 4
Coding region: 1-960 (319 amino acids)
Molecular function (GO): hydrolase activity
Source: RefSeq, a predicted model, not a curated record